AACAGGCCCGAUAGGUGGGGUCGUCACAGCGGACGGAAUUUCAGAAUGCGACUGCACACAGAACAACGUAAAUGAUGGUGACAGUGUCAGCUCUGAGGCGCUGGGUGAACUAAGGAAAACGCUGCAGUCCUUGGUCAACGAAGUUCGUAAUGAGGGUUUUGAACUCACGUCCUUGAUCCGUCAGUCGCUCGCUUCAGCUCGAACCGAUCAGGCCGUAGGUGGGCAGUUAAGUAGCACGAACGAAAUGUCUCUCUCGGAGAGCGGAGACUGCCUGCCUGUGGCUUCAAAGUGCAUGGAUAACGGUGACAGGCAGCCGACCGUUGAUGUUGUUGAUCCCGAAGAAGCGGGUUUGUCCGCAAAGUUGCAGAUUAUUAGUCAAAACUUGCGAUCUCUGUUGGGGGAAGUUAAACAGGAUAGUAGCGAACUGGCAGCCCUGCUUCGCCUGUCGUUGCUAUCAGCAUCAUCAAAAGGUUCAUCCAGUGAUAAAACAGUUGCACCUGAGGUAGCACCACCACCACCCCUCCCUUCGUCUAGGGACUUGAAUGACAUUCAAAAAAAUGUUGACGACCUGACUAGCAGCGUCCGUUUGGAGGCCCGACAGAUCAAAUCCAUGGUCUGUGAAUCCUUGCGACGACGGUCGCUGAAGGAUGAUACCAAUUGGAACGCGGACUGCACCAACAAGCCUGAAGACCACACUUUGAUUUCUGCCCCGACCACAUGCAAUCGGUGUGCCCUGCUACCGCCAUCGAAGCGCGUUGAUUUCGACCUAAACGGUAUCAAAACGUGCAGACUCACAGAAAACGUCCUUCGGACAAGUACGGAACCUCAAACCGGCCUCACUGAGGGCCUCAAGCGGUUGCGACGGAGCAUCGGCGAUCUGGCAGAGGUAGUUCGUUCAGAAAACCAGCAAUUGAAGUCUGUCCUGCAAGAGUCAAUGAUGAGUGAUCACCCGCGUUCACAGCAGUUAUUUGCAGACAGGGAGAGCGACACGGCAUCCCCCCAAAGUGAAGAUUCCUUGAGGACAGAAAACCCUGUCAACAGCACCUGUCCCUGUCACGGUGUUGAGGCCACCAGAGACCUCAGCACGGGCGAGACGGAUGCGCUGAAAACUCUUCAGCAGGUCAGUGGACAAGAAACGAAGGCUUCCCUUCUGCGAAGACGGCUGCAUUCGUCCUUGGCGCACAGACUGCGUAAUUCCGUGUCCUCUCAAACAACUGCGGAAGAGAAGUUGGAAGAACUAAAGCGUACUGUCCGCUUUCUGGCCGAUGAGUUACGCACCGAUAGGAGGCAAACGAAGUCCACCGCAGCAGAGGAGUCGUCCCUGCGACCAAUCAUUUCAUUUCCGGUCACGAUUCAGGUGAAUGAUCAAACCUCCGUGCCGGUAGAAGCCACCACCACCCCCAUCCAGAGUGAGUCUCUGCCCGCU
Dibothriocephalus latus is the source of this 1426-nucleotide messenger RNA. The record is from the annotation of a GenBank genome assembly. NCBI's taxonomy places the organism in Eukaryota, Metazoa, Platyhelminthes, Cestoda, Diphyllobothriidea, Diphyllobothriidae.